AUGCCGGGUUCGCGGCAGCACCGUUGCGCUCCCCGGCCUGGUUUCCAUGAGGUCUCUCCAGCAGCUGCACGGUGCGCUCGGCACGACCGCCACGCAGAGUGCACGGCAAGGUCUUUUGCAUAUGUUACAAUCAAAGACAGACUUCCUCAGAUCCUCACAAAAGUUAUUGACACUCUGCAUCGGCAUAAAAAUGAAUUCUUUGAAGAACAUGGUGAGAAGGGUGUUGAAGCAGAGAAGAGAGCUAUAUCUUUCCUCUCAAAAUUACGGAAUGAAUUGCAAACAGACAAGCCAGUGACCCCUUUAGAAGAUGAGCUGGCAGAUGCUGUACUGUGGAACCAGUACCUGGACUGUCAACGGAAUCUGUCCAGCGGAAAUGGAGAACCAAGCUGGUUUCAGUCCCCUUGGCUCUACGUAGAAUGUUACAUGUAUCGAAGAAUUCAGUCAGCAUUAGCACAAAGCCCACCCAUUAACAACUUCGACGUAUUUAAGGAAGGAAAGGCUCAAAAUUUUUUUGAAUCCCAGCAAGCUGUUACUGCCUUAUGCACUUACUUUCAGGAACUUCUUAAGAACAUCAAGGAUCUUGACGAAAAGCAACUUAAGGGGGAACUUUUUAACCUACUACAGGUGUCCCUUUGGGGAAAUAAAUGUGACCUUUCUUUUUCAGCUGGUGAAGACAGCUCUCAGAAAUCUAGUCCUUUAGAAUCCCUGCAAGACUUGCUACCUUACAUCUUAGUGAAUGAUAUGGAAAAACUUUGGUCGCUACUUACAGAUGCCAAAAAAAGAACUACGGAUAAAUCUAUUGUUAGAGUUGACAUAAUCCUGGAUAAUGCUGGAUUUGAACUUGUAACUGAUCUUGUAUUGGCUGACUUCCUGUUAUCAUCCAAGCUAGCUGAUGAAAUCCAUUUCCAUGGAAAAAGUAUUCCAUGGUAUGUGUCAGAUACCACAAAGCAUGAUUUUAACUGGACUAUUAAACAACUGCAGUCAGCUAAUCAUAUGUGGAUGUCUAGAUGUGGAAUAAAUUGGGAGGGCAAUUUGAAAAAGGGAGUUUGGGUUUUCCAUGAUAACAUGUUUUGGACUCUGCCACAUGAAUUUUCUAGCAUGGCUAAAGUUGCUCCUGAUUUGUAUGCUGAUUUACAGAAGUCAAACUUGCUUCUUUUCAAAGGUGAUCUAAACUAUAGAAAAUUAGCAGGAGAUAGAAAAUGGGAAUAUUCUGUUCCAUUUUAUCAAGCCUUGAACAGGUUUCAUCCUGCACCCCUCUGUAGUUUGAGAACACUGAAAUCUGACAUUCAGGUUGGCUUAAAACCAGGGCAAGGUGAACAAAUUCAGGCUUCUGAACCCGAAUGGAUGAUAAGUGGGAAAUAUGGUAUUGUUCAGUUUGAUGCUGCUGUAUGA
Molecule: messenger RNA, 1392 nt
Organism: Tinamus guttatus (white-throated tinamou)
Lineage: Eukaryota; Metazoa; Chordata; Aves; Tinamiformes; Tinamidae
Source: RefSeq, a predicted model, not a curated record